Molecule: messenger RNA, 803 nt
Organism: Hibiscus syriacus
Lineage: Eukaryota; Viridiplantae; Streptophyta; Magnoliopsida; Malvales; Malvaceae
Product: glycine-rich protein 23-like
Exons: 1
Coding region: 250-720 (156 amino acids)
Source: RefSeq, a predicted model, not a curated record
UUUCUUUUUUAUCUUUUUAAAUCAGUGGGUUCAUGGUUAUAGUUUUUCUUUCGUCAAAAUUAGUGACAGUUGGGUGCAUUAAAUCUUCCAACACGGCUUUUAGAUAAGGAAGAUGAGCCCAAUUUAAGAUCUCAACUGUACUCUUUUUCCCAAGCGUUCAUGGAGUUUCUUUUUUCUUUUUCCACUAUAUAAACCCUUGUUGGAUACCUCAGUUCUCAUCAAAGUUGUCUUUUUUAAGUGUUGGAGAAGAUGACUGCUUCUAGGGUUCUUCUUGUUUUGUUUCUUGGUGCACUUGUUUGUGCCACUAGUGCUAGGAAGCUUACGGGUGGGUUUGACGAUGAGAAAAACCACUUCCAUAGUCGGCCGAGAUUCGGGGGUGGAUUAGGAGGAGGUGGUGGUGGUGGAGCUGGAGGAGGGUUAGGGGGUGGUGCAGGUGGUGGAGCUGGAUUAGGUGGGGGUGCUGGUGCUGGUGGUGGACUUGGUGGAGGUGGAGGUGGAGGGUUUGGAGGCGGUGGUGGAAUAGGUGGGGGUGCUGGAUUCGGAGGUGGUGCCGGUGGUGGGUUUGGAGCUGGAGGUGGACUAGGUGGUGGAGGCGGAGCAGGUGGAGGAGGUGGGUUUGGUGGUGGUGGUGGUGGUGGAAUCGGAGGAGGAGCGGGUGCCGGGGGUGGAUUUGGAGGUGGAGCUGGUGCAGGCGGUGGAGUUGGAGGAGGAUUACCUUGAAGUCAUGCAGGAGAUAUAAUGUCUACAUAUGUUUUGAAUUUUAUUCUGUUAUGAGAAGUAUCGAUCAAAAUGUAUUACGUGUU